Molecule: messenger RNA, 5437 nt
Organism: Nothobranchius furzeri (turquoise killifish)
Lineage: Eukaryota; Metazoa; Chordata; Actinopteri; Cyprinodontiformes; Nothobranchiidae
Gene: phf2
Product: PHD finger protein 2
Biological process (GO): regulation of transcription by RNA polymerase II; protein demethylation
Molecular function (GO): histone demethylase activity; transcription coregulator activity
Source: RefSeq, a predicted model, not a curated record
CGCUCCCGGGCUCUCCCCGUGACCGCCUGGCUCGGUACCGUGGAGUCACCAGGGGGCACGCACAUAGUCCUAAUGAUAAUAAUAAUAAUGAGAAGAAGAAUGCUUAAGGAGAGAGUCUCCGCGGCUCCACUGCGCUCCGAACGCCUCCCCGGCUCGGCGUGAUGGAGCAGCGCGCCUAGCUCCAUGUGUCCGGCGGGACUGCCCCUGCCCCUGUGUGUGUUUUCUGGGGAAGAUCAUAUUGGAUCAUAUUGUUGGCAGGACGUUGUUCCUCCUGCAGCCCCCCCACCCCCCAGUCUAUCCCGACGUAGUUGUGAAUUGAACAUGGCGACUGUACCAGUAUAUUGCAUCUGCAGAUUACCUUACGACGUGACCCAGUUUAUGAUCGAGUGCGAUGCCUGUAAGGACUGGUUCCACGGCAGCUGUGUUGGGGUGGAUGAAGAUGACGCUCCAGAUAUUGACAUUUACCACUGCCCAAACUGCGAGAAAGCCCACGGCAAAUCCACCUUAAAAAAGAAAAAGAACUGGAGUAAACAUGACACAGGGCAAAGCACAGACAUCAAAGCUGUUCAGAAUGGCAGUCAAGUCUUCAUCAAGGAGCUUCGCAGCCGAACCUUUCCCAGUGCUGAUGACAUUGUGGUGAAACUGAGCGGCAGUCAGCUGAACAUGGAAUACCUGGAGGAGAAUGGCUUCAAUGAACCGAUCCUGGUCCAGAAGAAGGACGGUCUGGGCGUGUCCAUGCCUGCUCCGACCUUCUACAUCAGCGAUGUGGAGAACUAUGUUGGUCCUGAUGUCAGUGUUGACGUAGUCGACGUCACUAAACAGACGGACAGCCAGAUGAAGCUAAAGGAGUUUGUAGAUUAUUAUUACAGCACAAACAGGAAGAAAGUGUUAAACGUCAUCAACCUGGAAUUCUCCGACUCAAGAAUGAACUCUAUAGUGGAGAGUCCACACAUCGUAAGGCGGUUGUCCUGGGUGGAAAACUACUGGCCAGAUGACGCUUUGUUGGGAAAACCAAAAGUCACCAAAUACUGUCUGAUCUGCGUGAAAGACAGCUACACCGAUUUCCACAUCGAAUGUGGUGGAGCAUCUGUCUGGUACCAUGUCCUGAAGGGAGAAAAGAUCUUUUUCCUCAUCAAACCCACCUCGGCCAACCUGUCUCUUUAUGAGCGCUGGAGGUCAUCGUCCAAUCACAGUGAGAUGUUCUUUGCCGACCAGGUGGACAAAUGUUACAAAUGCACACUGAAGCAAGGCCACACCCUGUUCAUCCCCUCAGGAUGGAUCAAUGCAAUACUCACUCCAGUUGACUGCCUGGCAUUCUCUGGACACUUUGUCCAUAAUCUGAGUGUGGAGAUGCAGAUGAGAGCGUAUGAAAUUGAGAAGCGGCUAAAGGUCAAGACUCUGAACCCUUUCCCCAAUUUUGAGACGGCCUGCUGGUAUGUUGGACGGCACUUCCUCGAGCGAUUCAAAAGUUUACAUAAAGCAAAUAAGCAACCGGCUCCAUAUCUGAUACAUGGUGCCAAAAUCAUCAACGGAGCGUUCAGAGCCUGGACUAAAAAACAGGCUCUACUGGAACAUGAAGAUGAGCUUCCAGAGAACAUGAAACCAUCACAACUCAUUAAGGAUCUUGCCAAAGAGAUCAGACUGUCAGAGAAUGCAACAAAAACCAUCAAGAGCGAGCCGAGUACCAAGGCUCCUGUAGAGGAACCUCCAUCCACCCAUUCUGAGCCAGAGGAACCCGUGUCCCCGGCCCACAUUCCAUCACCCAGCGGAGAAAGGGCCAGGAAGAAAGUCUUCAAACCCCCGAAGAUCCCCAAGGCAGCCAAGCCUCCUAAGGUACCGAAAGUCAAAGAAGGAGAAAAGAAGAAAGCAAAGAAGACCAAGGAGCCCUCACCACCUCCAAAACCCUCCAGUUUCGCCGCUCUUGAGUCACAUGCCAAGGACAUCUUGAGUAAAAUGGACCAACACAAAAAGACAAAGGUUGUUAAAACGGUCCUGAGUCCACCAGAGAAGGACGUGUCCAAGCAGAACAACGUGGACAAGUUUGACAUGAGAGAACAGAACAAAAACAAGACUGAAGCAAAGUGGAAGUAUAAGAACAGUAAGCCUGAUUCCUUGCUGAAAAUGGAAGAAGAGUGUAAAUUUGACAGAACACCACUGUCAGGCAAUAAAGACAGAUUCAGCUUCACCAUGUCUCACCGGAAAAUGCUCAGCUCCAAGGUCCUGAAGCCUCAGACCAACUCCAGUGUUUUUGGAUCAUUACAAAACCUAAAAGAUGACAAAACCAAGCCGGUGAGGGAUGAAUACGAAUAUGUCUCAGAUGAAGGAGAGCUGAAGAUCGACGAAUUUCCCAUCAGGCGGAAAAAAAACAUGGUUAAGAGAGAUCUACCCUUUUUAUCAGAUAUUAGAGAACCUCUGCAACCCGCCAAAAAGCCGAAGUUCCAACCCUUGGUGACCAAGAGCAUGGAUUCUUCAGAUGAAGAGACCUUACACAUCGACACAGAGGCCCGGCCUGAGGUCAAGAGUCGGAACUCUAAGGUGAAGAAGAAGAGUGGAAGUGCAGCAGGGAUCCUGGACCUGCUUCAGGCCAGCAAGCAGGUGGGGGGGAUCGACUACAGCACCAACAGUCAGCCACCUGCGUCUCCCAGCACACAGGAGGCCAUUCAGGGCAUGCUGUCCAUGGCCAACCUGUCAUCUUCAGAGAGCCUUCAGCAGCCGUGGAGCCACAACCAGUCCAAAAACAACUCACACAGCUCACAAGUCUGCAGAAAGGCAGGUGGAGGUGGCGGCAGUAAACGGGCGACCAAACGCCUCCCGAAGAAGCCCAGGAAGAGCAGCAGCAUUGAGAGUCUGGAUUAUGAUGACGAUGAGCAGGAUCACAUGGAUGCCUGCUUCAAAGACUCUGAUUAUGUUUACCCUUCGCUGGAGUCAGAAGAGGAUAAUCCUGUUUUCAAAUCCAGAUCCAAAAAGCGGAAAAGCAGUGACGACACCCCCUACAGCCCCACAGCGCGUGUUGGGCCUUCAGUUCCGCGGCAGGAGCGACCGGCGCGAGACGGCGCCCGCGUGGCCUCCAUAGAGACAGGCUUAGCUGCAGCGGCAGCUAAACUCUCUCACCAGGAGGAGCAGCAGAAAACCAAGAAGAAAAAGAAAAGCACCAAAAAGAAGGCUUUAGCUACAGAGGAGCUGUCCAAACUCUCCCAGGACAGCAGCUCUCCAGAUCACAACGUGGACUCCCAGGACGGCAGCCUGAUGGACCACGAGUUCAGCACUGGAACCAUCAAGUUUGUGGGAGGGGCACAACCCAUGGCCCCUGGGAUCUUCCUCAACCAGCGGCGGCCCUCUGCGUCCUCUCCCAACAACAGCACCAACUGCACCAGCACCAACAGCAGCGGUGUGGUGAAGGGGGACCGCACGGCGCCAGCAGACCCCAAAGCGAAGCGGCUAAAGAAAGGCAUGGCAACGGCCAAACAGAGACUCGGCAAGAUAUUAAAGAUCCAUCGAAACGGAAAGCUGCUCCUGUAGCGCCACAGAGACUGGGCAAGGACCGGGAAUUCAGGAGCUGGGUCUCAUCGCCAACUCCUGAUGGGAGGAGCAGAAACAUGCAUUUUUCAAUUUCUAAGAAGAACAUUGGUCAAAUAGGUUUUUUUGCCUCUUCUUAGACUUUAUAACGUUCAGAUAUUAAAAUGUACAGAAGCUAUUAUAAAUAUUUUUUAAGAGAACACCUCAUUUUACUACAGCUGCCAUUUUACGGGGGGUGGUAACAUUGCAGUCAUUCCAAGACCUGUGAAAGUAUCCCUUGCAUGUAUUUAGUUGCAUGUGUGCUUGGGUGGGGGGUGUUAAUACUUAUGAGUGCAGCUUAUCAUGCCACACUGAGAUGACGGAAAUCUCCACGGGCCUUUUCUGAUUCAGGAUUCUCUGAGAAUUGUUUCAAUCGGCAUCAACUCCAGCAUUUAGCCUUCACCGGAGCAGGUGUUUAUUUAUUAUAAGGUAGGAAAUCAAGAAGCAGUGGAAAGCACAAAGCCCAUCUUUCACCUGACACACACACACACACACACCUGUCUGUCUUUCUACCUUAGUGAGGACCCUCCAUUGAUUUCCAUUAAUUUGUGUGACUCCACUAUGCCUAACCCGUACCCUAACCAUAACCAGUGCUGACCUAUUCCUAACCCUAACCUUAACUGAAACUUCCUCUAACUGGUGUAGUAAGCUUCUGGUAAACUUCUAAAAAAAGUGAGGACCAAAAAAUGUCCUCUUGUUGGGAAAAUGGUCAAAUGGUCCUCAGUAUGUAGUAUGUAGAAGGACACACACACACGCAAACACACACCUGCGUAGACCUGAUAAGCCUCAUUCAUGCCAGGUGAGCAGCAGCACCAUGGGGAUACUUUCUCACCUCCUUUUGCUUUCACAGGCAGCACCGCCGGCCCAGACCCCCCCCCCCCCCCCCCCCCCCACACACACACACACACACCCACACACACACACACACACAGCUUUUGCUACUUAUCUGUAUAGAAUGUAGUUUGUACAAAACUUUUUUAGCCCUUUUCUGUCAGGCUUACCCUACAUUUUUACAGCUUUUCCUGUCUGACUAAUUUUAUUUUAAAAAUAUUUAUCUAUCUAUAUACAUGUGUGUGUGUGUGUGUGUGUGUGUGUGUGUGUGUGUGUGUGUGUGUGUGUGUGUGUGUGUGUGUGUGUGUGUGUGUGUGUGUGUGAUUUGAGUUGUCAUAGUUCUAAGCUCUUGUUUGUGGUUAGUUUGAAAGGUGCUGCCUGGAAAACAACAGAAGGAAGCUCGUGUUGUCGUCAUAUGGCCUUACACACUCAGAGUAUUGUGAUUUAGUCUGAUCCAGAGAAGGAAAACACACACACAUACACACACACAUCUCUAUGACCAGACACUUGUUCAACCUUCAGUAUCCUAAAGGCUUUGGGAAUUAUUUUACUAGCACCUUGUGACGUGUUUGUGUGUCAGUGAUGUAAUUUAUUAAUGUUUGUAGUUUUUAUACUCGUAGAGGGUCAAUCUGUGAGACGACCCUUUAACUUUACCCCGUGUGUGUGUGUGUGUGUGCAUGUGUGUGUGUGCGCGUGUGCGUGCGUGUGUGUGUGUGUGUGUGUGCGUGCGUGUGUGUGUGCAUGUGUGUGUGUGCGCGUGUGUGUGUGUGUGUGUGUGCGCGCGUGCGUGUGUGUGUGUGUGUGUUUAAGAGGCAUCACAAACACACCCGUUUAUCCUCUCCAGCUGUGUUUUUGCCUCCAUGACUCUUAUUUGAUUUUUUAUCGGAUCGGGACGUUUUAAACACAAUCUGCUCGGCAGCGGUGAGGUUUCGUUUCAGAUCAAACUGUUGCUUCAGGUUUUUAUUUGUACAGUUUGUGUUGCUUUGUUGUGAUUUAUUUUUGUAUGUCCGACUCAUUAAACGCAUCCACUGUGCCACAGCAGUGAAUGGGA